This is a messenger RNA of Penicillium brevicompactum, 2217 nucleotides long. RefSeq lists its product as uncharacterized. Lineage: Eukaryota; Fungi; Ascomycota; Eurotiomycetes; Eurotiales; Aspergillaceae. The coding region runs from base 1 to 2217 and encodes 738 amino acids. The record is from RefSeq and is a predicted model, not a curated record. The transcript is spliced from 4 exons.
AUGAACGAUUUGACUGAGACGAUGGGAAAUGUUUCCUUGAGUUAUCAAUCCGAAGAGCUAGAGCAAUUGCUAUUCAGACCUCAGCAAGGCAGUGGAUUAGCGCAGACGGCCUUGGAUGACAUUCCCCGUUACCUUUUUCGCGUCGUCUGCCCCCACUCCGUUGGCGAGACAAAUGAGGCGUGGGUACGUUCAGAGGCGGCCUCCAAGAAUGAGGACUCGUCCAUGGAAGAUAUUUUUUUCAACUUGGACAAUGAUAAAAGGAGGACAGUAGCUCGAAUGCUCAAUCAGCAUAUUCGAUGGUGGCCAAAAGAUGGCUCGAGUGACAAUUUUGUUUCAUGGAGCAGCUCGCUGCUCUCCUCACUUCAGUACAUCUACUAUCGACAUCUGAGCUCCAAAACUGGACUCAGUAUAGAACAUAUCGAUUUAUAUGUCAUAGAUACGACACUAUUUUCAACAGGCACAUUCAUUCGGGAUUUGGAUUUAAUCCAUACUUUUUGGGAAUCCGACGAUCAUCCACCCAGACAGAACCUUGAGAAUCUACAGUACCUUCGCAACGAAACCAAAUAUUACUUCGGAGAAUACCUGUCACAAGGACCGCUCAAGGUCGAGGGCAAAUGCGAAAUAAUCCCCGCCCAAUCUCUUUUUACAAAUGAUCGACUACGCCGUCUACAGCCGCAUUUCAAAUUCUAUAACGAACCAUUCAGAAAUGAAAAGCCCGAAUGGGCAAAAGAAGUGAUCCGUCUUCGUGGAGCUAUUUGGCCAACUUCCGGCACACCAAUAUUAUCGUCAGUGGAGAUGCGUGAUCGUUUACAGGCCGUCAAAGAGAUCAUAGAGACUCUUUCAUUUAACUGGAGAUUCCCUCUUGCUAUCUAUUUUGCAGCACUGGUGCGCUCUGAAUCGACAACAAAGAACCAACGAACGGCAGCCGACGACGCCUUCUUCCAAUAUUUCCAAUCUGACUUUCUUACCUAUGGACAAAAAUUGUUACGACCUUCAAACUUCAAUGUUAUCUCACCAAAGACAAUGCCUGAAAUGAAGCAAGUCAAAAGUCUUGUUCGUGAAAUACACAAGUAUUUGGCGUUGAGACAAGCGCUGGAUCGCAUAAAUGUGGCCGAAGCAAGUAUUCGCAGCUUACACCUCGAUAAUAUAAUUCCAGAGAACGAACCUGCUAUUGUUAUUGCCGAUUCAAAUGAGGUACUGGCUCGUACUGGCCAAAGUUUAUUGUCGAGGCUUCACACAUUACAAAUGCUGUGUAACGAAGUCGAACUUGCAAUCCAUCCCGCAGAGUCUGGUUUACAACAGAACGUGGAAAAACCUCUCGAUCGCGGUGCAGGCGUCGGUGUACAGGAUAAAGACAGUGAGCCUUCUCCUGCACAGUCUGUACAACAGCAGCAUAUCAAAUAUUUUCUUGAUAGCCAUGCAGCGCUCAAAGCUCAAGACAGAUACGGUAAAAAACUACAUUCCAUGCCAAUGAGCCCCACACCAAAUGUGAAUACCCAUGAGGUUAUAAGGGCUGGUAAGCCCGAAAACAUGCAUCUUCUCUCACGUCCAACUCCACUGAGACACAGCUCACAGCUCCAAUGCAACAAUGAACAACACUACUUCGAUGGCAUUCGUGAAACAUGCUUCUCUAGUAUACCGGCGCUUUCCACCCUCGAUCGUCUGAAGUUGGGCAUGGAAUCAAUUGUGAGGGCGCCCAUUGAUUGGUGGCCACUGCGACAACCGGAUAUUCCAUGUCCAGUGGGCCACGUGACGGUCAAAUGGAUGUUCCAUCGAAUGAGCAAUAACCACAACCAAGUCCUUCCCGGCCCCAGCGAAGUCCCAUCACGAAAGGCAGAGUACGACUUCAAGAUGCCUGAGCCUGCAGAUGUCCACAUUAAAAUAGCAAGUGGGCAUAUCGCGGCUGGUAUGAGAAAUCCCAAGUUCAGCGAAGGGGUGGUAGAAAUUCUUCAUUUGAUACCGCAAAAAAUUGUGCCACCCUUACUUCCAACCGCUGUUGGCACGGAAGGAUGGGGUUUGCACGCUGUACAAGGAUGGUCAUUUUUGAAGAUAGUUUCAUGGUUCCUCGUGACGCAGCUAGUCGGUUUUGUAUUUGUUUUGUUGUGGCUCACCUUUGUCAACAAGACGGACCUCCAGAACGCUUUCGUUCCAUUGGUAUUCUUUACCACGUCGGUCAUGGUUGGCGUCGGCAUAUGCCAAUCCUUCACUCCAGCAUAA